CUCAAAGAGACUCCGACAAAAGUACAUAAUAAGUCAGGCAGCAUCUUGCUCGCCCUUCCAACCCCGACAUCCUCCUCAUAAUCGAAAGCCAAAUGGCGCCCCGCAAGAUGGCGCUCGCCGCCCUCCUGUGCCUUUCCACCAGCGUUCUCGCUGACCUCCAACUCACCGAAGCAGCGCUGCGGGAAUACGACGGCACCGACCCCACCAAACCCAUCUACCUCGCCCUCGGCGGCACCAUCUACGACGUCUCCGUCUCGCCCGACUUCUACGGCCCCGGCGGCCACUACCACCACUUUGUCGGCAAAGACGCCUCGCGCGCCUGGGUGACGGAGUGCUGGGACGACGCGGAGCAACUCACGUGGCGCAUGGACGGCGUGGAAGACAUGUACAUGCCCAAGUACCUCGACGAGCAGAUGGAGCAGGCGGCGACCGGGGAGGCGGACAUUGAAGGCGGGGCGGAGUACGGGAUGGCGGAGCUGGCGGGCAUGGCGCAGGCGGUCAUGCAGAAGCUGGGCAAGAUUUCCGACAAGGAGAUUGCGCGGCGGCGGAAGGAGGAUAUCGUGGAGGCGAAGCAGGCGGUGCAGGAGCGCUUGGAUCAUUGGACGGCGUUCUUUGCGAAGAAUGACAAGUAUAAGACGGUGGGCAGGGUGGUGUUGGAUACGGACAAGCCGGAGCCGCCGAAGAUUUGCGCGGCGGCGUUGAAGAAGCGGCCGUUGAAGGGCGGGAAGUUGGAUAAGAUUAUGAAGGCUAAAGGAGGGGCGGCGGGGCUCAUGGGUGGCAAGGGUGGUGCGAAAGCCGGUGCAGAGGGAGGGGAUGCGGCAAACAUGCCGGACUUCGUCAAGGACAAGCUGAAAGGGGCCGAGUCGCUGGAUGGAGAGGUAAAGGAUGAGUUAUAGGCUGCGUCCCAGUGAUAUUCUACAUGGCCACACUUUGAAGCGCUCAAUAUGGUCGGCCUGUCGUGGCCAAUUUUUCGACGCCAUACCGUUUCCGCCUCACUGAUGUAGGCCUACAAUUCGUCCCUUCGACAAGAGUCGUGUUGCAGCUUGUGGUUAUAAUGACCUCUCUCCGCCGGCCAAAGGAAAUGCACGAGUGGAAAGGGGAAGCCGAAAGGAAGCA
Messenger RNA from Neohortaea acidophila, 1116 nucleotides. RefSeq lists its product as uncharacterized. The transcript has a single exon. The record is from RefSeq and is a predicted model, not a curated record. The coding region runs from base 93 to 896 and encodes 267 amino acids. NCBI's taxonomy places the organism in Eukaryota, Fungi, Ascomycota, Dothideomycetes, Mycosphaerellales, Teratosphaeriaceae. Gene Ontology annotation, cellular component: membrane; endomembrane system.